GUUGAAAGUACCUCGUAUUGAUCCAGCAGGCCAGAGUUAGACGUUCGAUCAUGAGUCCUGAUGUCUAAUUUCUAUGCUCGCUACGUUCCCCCAGCAAGGAAAACUGACACGACCAGUCCCCCGCCGCAUCCCGAGAAGCGCAAGCGAGAUCCAAACACCUCGUCGCGAGAGAAGGAAAGCAAGAAGAUAAAGACUUCAAAACGGACGCAGUCUGUACAAGAUGGAUCUUCAGCGAGUGUACCUCCUGAAGACCUCGCUGCCGCAGGCACCGCUGAAAAUACCGAAGCCAUCAGUGCCAUUGACAAAUACCGUGUGACAAAAGCCGCAAGCAAUGGCAAUUCCUCAAUCAAGAUAAAGAUGCGGAAAUCGAGUGUCCCUGAGGCCGAAGACCGCAACGAUGCUGUAGCAGAGAUAUCGGACCGGAGAGACAAGAGCAAGCACAAAUCAAAAACUGAAGAGGCUGAACAGGAAGGUGACAAUGUUGAAGACGAGCACGACCGACGACACGCAGCCGUCUUUUCCAAGCUGGAGAGAGCCAGGCAGAAAGAGAAGAAGUUAGGUCUACAGCCCGAUCCGCCAUCAGACCAGCCGACAGUCGAGCUGCAUGGGCUGGAACCAAUACCUCAGCCGGAGCAGGUGGCCACGAUCCCAGAGAAACCGACCUAUUCGACUCUGCCUCCCUGGCAAGAAACUCCAACGACCGUUCCAUUAGACACCAAUGCCACUUUUGAGUCCCUCGGUAUAUCAGGUACCCCCUUGGAAAAUUUGCAGAAAGCCAACAUGCAUCGAGCCUUUCCUGUACAAGCAAGUGUGAUACCUUUGCUAUUGAAUGGUCCAAGCAAACAUGAGGGCGAUCUCUGCGUCUCAGCUGCCACUGGCUCUGGCAAGACUCUGGCAUAUGUAUUGCCCAUCAUUGACGGCUUGAGGAGUGCUGUUGGCACAAAACUAAGAGCGGUCAUUGUAGUGCCAACCAGAGAACUGGUGAAGCAGGUACGGGAGCUCUGUGAGCUUUGCGCUUCCGGAACUUCUCUUACAAUAGCCACUGCUGUUGGGAGCAAGUCGCUCAAAGACGAGCAAGAUAAUCUAGUCGAGGAGCAGAAGAUCUACGAUCCGGAACAGUAUCAGAAGCAACUGCGAGCAAAGGUCGACUGGUCCACAUUUUCUCUGGAAAAGCUUCUGCGAAAAGCGCAGACUGAAGACCCCAUCUCUUCAGUUGGAUAUGUGACUCGCUACAAGGCUAAAGCAGACAUCUUGAUAACCACCCCUGGCCGUCUCGUUGAUCAUCUCAAGUCCACCACUGGCUUCACCCUUGACAACGUGAAAUGGCUGGUUGUGGACGAAGCUGAUCGAUUGCUGAAUGAGAGCUAUCAGGAAUGGAUUGAUGUGGUAAUUCCUGCCUUACAGUCGCAGGCUGCCACACAGGAAAGAGACGAACUCCUCAGGUCCAUGCGGAUGACUCCACCUAGACGUAGAGUCACCAAAAUCUUGCUCUCUGCCACCAUGACACGCGACGUGUCCAAGCUCAAUGCUUUGGAAUUGCGCAAUCCAAGUUUGAUCAUUCUAGGAGGAUCGUCUGAGAACAAUCGAUCACAACACGCAGCUAGUCAAGUGCUUGAUAAUGGCGCUGAGCUACUUCCAGAAGGUGAAAUUGAUGCAUUUUACCUGCCACCCUCUCUGAGAGAGACAGCACUCCCUAUUCCUGACGGUUCUGAGAAGCCAUUGUAUCUGCUCAGGCUGCUUCGAGAUCACAUAGGAAUUGCGUGCGGCCCAGCACAUGAACAAGACCAGGUUCUUGAUGAAUCAAGCUCCGACACCGAUUCGGAUUCGGAUUCCGGCUCGAGCUCGGAUUCAGCCACGGAUUCAGACACAUUGUCCGAUUCAGAGAUCUCAUCAUCCUCAGAGGACGCCAGCAGCCCUGUCAGCGCCAGGUCGCGGGAUGGCAAAAGCCCUGCCCAGAGUCGUCCAAGUCCUCAGGACAGUCGGACGGAGCUCAAGAAAGACCAGAAGAAACCUCGCGCCUUGAUCUUCGCACGCUCGACGACCUCUGCCAACAGGCUUUCUCGGCUGCUGGCACUUCUCUGCCCGUCUCUUGAACCUCGAAUAUCCACACUGACCCGCAGUACCGCUUCAUCAGCGUCAUCUCGCCGUGCAUUGUCAUCCUUCAGGAGCGCCAAGAUAUCGAUUCUGAUUUGCACCGACCGUGCCUCACGUGGAUUGGACGUGCCGGAUCUUGAGCAUGUCAUCUCGUACGAUGUGCCCAAUAAUGCUCUGACUUACGUUCAUCGGGUAGGUCGAACAGCUCGCGCGGGGAAACAAGGCGAAGCCUGGACUAUGGUCGAGCAUAGGGAGGGAGCCUGGUUCUGGCGAGAGAUUGGAGGAAAAGGACAAAAGGUCCGUGGUGCCAUUGGAGAUGAACAUCAGUUGCAGAGGCACAGCAAAAUCAGGCGCCUUACACUGAGCGUUGAAGACGAGGUACUCAGACAAAGAUACGAAAAAGCUUUGCAGACGUUGGGCAAGGAGGCUCGCGGAGGCUGAUGUUCCAGCUUGAAGCACCUCACGACCUGUACAGCGGUUCGCCGCUCCCUCGCCUCGAAAUGAGAAUACACUUCGAACUUGAGCAUUCCCCCCUUUCCGCCACUUCGGCCGGCAACUUGCAGUCCAGUAAAUCUAGGCAUUCCGCAAGAAAGGUACUGAUUACAUCAGGUUGCAGCUUUCUGUCCGACGCUGGGACGGGGCCGGAUUAGGGCAAAAAUUCAACCUUGCAAUACCUCCACGUCCAGUUACGGAUAAAGUGUAGACA
This is a messenger RNA of Exophiala xenobiotica, 2800 nucleotides long. RefSeq lists its product as uncharacterized. The coding region runs from base 61 to 2535 and encodes 824 amino acids. The transcript has a single exon. Gene Ontology annotation, cellular component: nucleus. Gene Ontology annotation, molecular function: nucleic acid binding; ATP binding. The record is from RefSeq and is a predicted model, not a curated record. NCBI's taxonomy places the organism in Eukaryota, Fungi, Ascomycota, Eurotiomycetes, Chaetothyriales, Herpotrichiellaceae.